This is a messenger RNA of Actinia tenebrosa (Australian red waratah sea anemone), 1248 nucleotides long. Its product is annotated as UDP-N-acetylglucosamine transferase subunit ALG14. NCBI's taxonomy places the organism in Eukaryota, Metazoa, Cnidaria, Anthozoa, Actiniaria, Actiniidae. Gene Ontology annotation, cellular component: UDP-N-acetylglucosamine transferase complex. Gene Ontology annotation, biological process: dolichol-linked oligosaccharide biosynthetic process. Gene Ontology annotation, molecular function: N-acetylglucosaminyldiphosphodolichol N-acetylglucosaminyltransferase activity. The record is from RefSeq and is a predicted model, not a curated record.
UGGCGGACAAAGAAGACAUGGUGUUCUUUGAAGUAUUUCUUGGUAUUUUUGUUGUUUUGUUACUAUCUGUGGUUGCAAGGCUUUGGUGGGUUUUAGGAAGAAGACGUAGGGAUGUCCGUAAACGAGAAAGUCCAGUUAAAACUUUGAUCAUUGCUGGUUCAGGUGGCCACACAACUGAAAUAAUAAGACUUGUUAGUGGAUUAUCAUCCAUGUACUCUCCCAGAAUAUAUGUCAUUGCUGAUACAGAUAAAAUGAGUGGAAACAAGAUAGAAGAAUUCGAAAAAGAAAGACAACUAGAAAAUAUGGAUGAGAAGAUGACAAGAGGUUACGAAAUUAAAACCAUUCCCAGGAGUAGAGAAGUGCUUCAAUCAUGGCUGACUUCCUUCAUUACGACUCUUUAUGCUACAGUAUUCUGCUUUCCGUUGGUUUUCAAGAGCAGACCAGAAUUGGUUAUUUGUAAUGGCCCUGGAACCUGUAUUCCUGUGUGUUUUGCAGCUAUUGUUAUGAAGAUUAUUGGCUUACAAGAUGUCAUGAUAGUCUAUGUUGAAAGCAUGUGCCGAGUGGAAACAUUGUCCUUUUCAGGACAAAUUCUUUAUCAUUUUGCUGAUCACUUUUUUGUUCAGUGGCAGAAAUUACAAGAAAAAUAUCCCAAAGCAGUUUAUCUUGGUAGACUCGUUUAGAUAUGAUGACAUUGAUGACAUUUAUAAGAUGAAUUUUGGGCUUAUUUAGAGUUUUCAAUAGAGUGCAACUAGUUUACCCAUGAAAUAGGUAACUUGCUAUUUAUAAUUAAAUAGCACUAAUUAGUACUAAAUGUGAGCCAAAUAUUGUUGCUCAGUAAAGCUUUAAAAAACACAUUCAUGAAAAGAAUAGCUGAAGCGUAUAAAAACACUCAAAGUCCCACAAGUCUUUUGUUUUAUUUAUUCAUAUAUUUUUGUUUCCUAUGACAGACUAAUCUACAUAUAAACCAAAACAAUUAGAUUGUGUUUGUUAUUAUUAACAAUGAGAUUCACAAGAAACUGAAACUCUUAUUUCGUUUAUCCUGAGUAGUUUUUAGUUCCCAAGUCUAAAGGAAUGCUCAUGUACGUAGGUUUUUACGGCUGACUGGUCUCUCAUACUAAUUUGUACUUUGUACUCUAACAUAAAAAGCACAAAUACAUAUCUCUUUAGGUAACUAGGUUUAUUAGAAUUUAAUUAAAUUAACCAGUGAACAUAGAUUUUUUGGUUUGUAAAUAAAAAAGUAUUAGAAUA